Melitaea cinxia (Glanville fritillary) is the source of this 2152-nucleotide messenger RNA. RefSeq names its product alpha-amylase 2-like. The coding region runs from base 1 to 2028 and encodes 675 amino acids. Gene Ontology annotation, molecular function: cation binding; nucleic acid binding; alpha-amylase activity. Lineage: Eukaryota; Metazoa; Arthropoda; Insecta; Lepidoptera; Nymphalidae. Gene Ontology annotation, biological process: carbohydrate metabolic process. The record is from RefSeq and is a predicted model, not a curated record. The transcript has 10 exons.
AUGGUAUGGGGUGGCGUUAGUUCUGAUGCAUGUACAGAAUUGAUCAUCGUCAAUAAAGCUCUAACUGCAACACGAUACGUCGAGGAUAUCCUUCAAGAACAUGUUUUACCCUUUGGAGGGUUAAUUGGAUAUGAACAAUUCAUUUUAAUGCAUGAUAAUGCACAUCCACACGUCGCUCAAAUCGUAAAUGAGUACCUUCAAGAGGUUGGUAUUCAAAAAUUGCAGUGGCCAGCUCGCAGCCCCGACUUAAAUCCAAUAGAGCAUAUUUGGGAUAAGCUAAAAAAGACAAUUAAAACAGCAUCGAACCCACCACAAACUCUUAACCAGCUUCAAGAUGCUGCAUUGAUUGCCUGGCGCGACUUGUCGCAACAAAACAUCAAAAAUGUCAUCCAAAGCAUGCCAGACCGAAUGCAGGCGUUGAAACAAUCCUUGCAGCAGGAACAAUCCUUUAAAUCACAUUUGCAUGAUUGUGUAAGCAUACACUUUGAAACGACACUUGCACAAAUAGCUUCAUUGCAGGGGAAACUGACGUUAAUAUUUAGUAUACUAGCGUAUGUGACGCUUGUCACUGCGUAUAAGAAUCCCUAUUAUGCGCCAGGAAGGUCAGUAAAUGUGCACCUUUUCGAAUGGAAAUGGGAUGAUAUUGCUUUAGAAUGCGAAAGGUUUCUAGGACCUCGGGGAUUCGGAGGAAUUCAAAUAUCCCCACCUAAUGAGAACGUGAUAAUAAGAGCAAAUAAUAGGCCAUGGUGGGAACGGUAUCAGCCCAUCUCCUAUAAACUUGUUACCCGAUCUGGAAAUGAGAGACAAUUUGCAGACAUGGUACGGCGAUGCAACGCUGCAGGAGUGAGGAUCUACGUGGACGCUGUCAUUAACCACAUGACAGGCGAACCUCCGGAGAAUGUGGGUACUGGAGGUAGCACGGCGGCGUUCAGAGAUUGGCACUACCCUGCCGUUCCUUACAAUAGAGAGCAUUUCAACUGGCCGCAUUGUGGCAUCGACGGGUCUGAUUAUCAACAUAAUGCGUGGCGGGUACGAAACUGUGAGCUAGUUGGUUUGAAGGAUUUGGACCAAAGUAAUGAGCAUGUCAGACAAAUGAUCGUUAACUUUAUGAAUAAUCUUAUCGAUCUUGGUGUGGCUGGUUUUAGAAUCGAUGCUGCUAAACACAUGUGGCCAAGAGACUUAAGAGUAAUCUACGACAGACUCCAUAACUUGAAUCCUUCUCACGGAUUUCCACAAAACGCCCGUCCAUACAUUUACCAAGAAGUUAUCGACUAUGGUGGUGAAGCGGUCAGCAGAGACGAAUACACACCACUUGGGGCUGUGACAGAGUUUAAAGUUGGGUUAGAACUUAGCAACGCCUUUCGAGGAAAUAAUGCUUUAAGGUGGCUGUCUAGUUGGGGACCCGAUUGGGGCCUGCUAAGAUCUGGAGAUUCCCUAACGUUUGUUGAUAACCAUGAUAAUGAAAGGGGUCAUGGAGGAGGUGGUGGAAUUUUGACUUACAAAGAGCCUAGACCGUAUAAGGGAGCUAUAGCUUUUCUACUUGCACAUCCAUAUGGUGAACCUCAAAUCAUGAGUAGUUUCAGUUUCUGGGAUUCCGAAGUAGGACCGCCUAUGGACAGUAAUCAAAAUAUUAUAUCACCCUCCAUUAAUUCCGACGGUACAUGUGGUAACGGUUGGGUAUGCCAACACAGGUGGAGACAAAUAUAUGGAAUGGUCGCCUUCCGCAACGUGGCCGGUAACACGGGAGUUAAUAACUGGUGGGACAACGGUAACAACCAGAUCGCCUUCUGCCGAGGAAAUAACGCAUUUAUUGCAUUUAACGGAGAUAAUUGGGAUCUGAACCAGACUUUACAGACCUGCCUGCCAGCUGGUAGAUACUGUGACGUCAUAUCAGGCGAGAAAGUAAACAACUCCUGUCGCGGGAAAACCGUCACAGUUGGGAAUGACGGUCGAGCUCAUAUAUUGGUCGGCGCUAUAGAUUAUGACAUGAUGCUCGCGAUACACAUAGGAACUGAGAGCCGUUUGUAAAAUAUAAUAAAAAAGUGCAUCAAGAUACCUCAAGCAAUUCCGAAAGACUUUACUAAAAUAUUAUAGUCCUAACUACUAUGAUAAUGUUUUGUGAUAUUUACGAAGUUACUGUAAUAAAUUUUUG